AUGAGUGAAAGCUUAAGUAAUGAUCACCUUAGGAGAACCACAACAAAUUAUUUUACAACAAUUAAACAGAUACUUAGAAAAGAAACUACUGAAGAAACAGAAUAUAUACAAGAAAUUGAAGAUACUAUUAAUGAAACUAAUGAUGCUAAGGAUAUUCAAACUAUAACUGAAAAACCAAUUGAAACAAUUGAAACCUUGAACCCAAUUGUCGAGGAUGAUAGAGAUUCUAUUAAAUUAUAUGAAACAGAAAAUAGCUAUCAAGCAGAUUGGAGAUGA
Molecule: messenger RNA, 276 nt
Organism: Diversispora eburnea
Lineage: Eukaryota; Fungi; Glomeromycota; Glomeromycetes; Diversisporales; Diversisporaceae
Source: the annotation of a GenBank genome assembly